GAACAAUGUCUGCCGUGCACAAUCUUCAUUCCCAUUGGUUGGUAGUUGUUUGCCUCAAAACGGACGGCGGAACCGAAGAGUAACGUUAAUGUAAAAAACCCUGUUAUGUUAUUGUAUUGUAAACUACCACGUCUCAAAUAAUACAUUGAUAUAUUUAACUCUUACCCAGACUGCGUCUUCACCAUGGAAGCAGAAGUAGAGUUUUUACGUGAUCAAGUCCACAGAUUAAAUUCAGCUCUCAGUCAGUAUCAGUAUGGCCAUGGUACUCAAUCCACCUCAUCUCAGGUUGAGGAGGCCAGACGGGCAGAGUCUUCUACACCUUGGAUCUCAGAUAGAAGUAUAAUGGCUCCACUGAUAGCGGAGUACGAUCGGCACAUGGAUGAAAUGACUGAACAGCUGCAGAGAUACCAGGGGCAGAUGACAGAUGUCAAAGUGAAGUUGGAGAGGGUUGUCAAGGAGAAUGAAAGGCUGCAUGCAGAGUUAAGGGACUCUGUUGAGAAACAGCUUCACGCCCUGCCGCUGGCUUCAGGAGUGAAUGGCAGCACCCUGGAGGAGGAUGCAGUCAUCAGAAACCUCCAAGAACAGGUCCAGCUGUGUGAACAGGAGCGGGUGCAGGCCAUGGAGUUGUGGCAGACUGCAGCCCAGGAGCUAGACCGCCUCCAGCAGACCUAUCAGAAGACUGUCUCAGAUGGACAGAUCCACGAUGCUCACAGGCAGCAGCUUAAGGAUCAGCUUGUUCAGUUCCAGCAGCACGCACAUAAACUCCAAGUGGCCAAUCAGAAACUGGAAUCGACCAGCCAGCAGUUCCUGAAGACGGUGACAGAGCAGAGCACAGAAAUGGAGGAGCUACACAGCCAACUCAGGCAGGCCAAAGCUGAGCUGAGGACGGCCACAGCCAAAGUGGAUGAGAUGACCAAACUGCUACAGAAUGUCCAGGACCAGAUGCAGAGACGGGAGGAAGAAGUGGCAGACGCUCAGGGCCGAGAGGACGCAGCAGACCGACGGCUCCAACAGCUUCAGGCGGCCUUGAGCCAGCUAGAGACCAGACUAAAAGCUGCAUCUCAGGAGGCUGAAUCAGUUCGCAGAGAUCAAACUGUGUGGGAGAGAAAGGUGGGGGUACUCCAGGCACGUUGUACCACCCUAGAAGAGGAAAAGUAUGACGCCCUGGCCAAAGUUCGAGAGAGUGUCCAGUUGGCUGAGGAGGCUGCAUUGCAGAAAGACCAGGCCCUGUUAAGAGAGAAACAGAAGAUGGAGGAGCUGGAGAAGACAAAGGAGGCCAUCAAACAGUUAAUCCAGGACGCUGCAGUCCGUACCAGAAAGGAGGUGGAUAAUGUGCGCAAGCAGUGCAAUGUUCAAAUUGACCGUAUGGCCGAGGAGCUGUCUGCACUUCAGCUAGAGUGUGCAGAUAAAGAGUCUCAGAUUGAAAGGUCCCUGCGUGAGAGGAAAGCUGUAGAGGAGGAGCUGGAGAAGGUGUAUAAGGAGGGCAGGGCAGAGCCAGAGUUCAGGAAGAUUGAUGCCCUUCACCAGAGGUGUCUAGAUGCUGAGAGGAUAAAGGAAGACAUUAGUAUCACCCUGCAAAGCACACAGAACAAACUGAGGAAGAUGGAGAUGGACUACAGUGAGGAGCUGUCACGGUGCCAGGAGGAAGUGGGGCGGCUGCAGGGCUCUCUGGCUGCAGCCCGGGACGACUGUGUCAGAAUCAGCGAGGAGCGUCUCCAGCUGCAACAGGAGAACCUGCAGCUACGCAGGGAGAUGGAUGAGCUGCGCAAGGCCUCCCUGCUGGUCCAAAGGAAGGCCAAACAACAGUUGUCACAGAUGGAGCAGGAGUACAGCCUGAAGGAGCAGGGACUUGACGCACGCGUGCAGGAGAUGGAGAAAAGCAGCCGAAGCUCAAGUGUUGAUCUGACGCGCCUCCUUACAGCACAGCAGAGAAGUACCCAGCGCUGGAAAGAAGAGGCCAAGAACCUUGUUCAGGCCUUUGAGACUAAAAUCACAGGCCUCAAGUCAGAGCUGAAUCGGCAGAAACAGCGUUCCUACGAGCUGGAGAAGCAGCUUGAAACUGACCAUGAUACUGUUGCUGAGUAUGAGAGGCAGCUAGCAGAGUAUCAAGAGAAGACGAGUCUUCUCCAGAGACGAUUGACACAAGCUGAACAAAAGGCGACCACUGCUACACAACAGCUCAAUUUGUUGGCAUCACAGCGAAGAAAAACUGCCAUGGUGGAUCCAGAGACUUUUUAACAGUAACUGUCACUGCAUUAUAACAUGUUUUUCUUGUAUUUAACCAAGAAAUAAUCCCAUUGAGAUUUAGAAUCUCUUUUACAAUAUUAUAGUAUUUAUAAUGUAGAGUUGUGAUGGAUGUGUUUAGAGCAUGUUCUCCUUUUUGUAAAUAUGAUAUCAACAUUUUGGCCAUUUGGUUAAUAAAUGGCAACAUAUUCUAAUUUUA
Molecule: messenger RNA, 2443 nt
Organism: Etheostoma cragini (Arkansas darter)
Lineage: Eukaryota; Metazoa; Chordata; Actinopteri; Perciformes; Percidae
Gene: sclt1
Product: sodium channel and clathrin linker 1
Exons: 22
Coding region: 184-2238 (684 amino acids)
Biological process (GO): clustering of voltage-gated sodium channels; cilium assembly
Cellular component (GO): centriole
Source: RefSeq, a predicted model, not a curated record